UUCUGGAUAAAGCCCACCAUGGUGCACACAGUGAUUGUUGACAAUAAAGUAGAGGCUGUUCUCAAGGGUCUGCUCUCCUCUGGAGGGAUCACAAUUGGCAUACUGGUUGGCCAGGUGACAAAGACGAAGGAUUUUGUACUCCUGGCUGUGCAGACUCCGUCACUUCAGGAGCUAAAAGAAAAUGAAGAUGAAAAAUCAUCCAAUUCCUCUGAGCAUUUUGAAGACUGGUGGGUUAUUGAACACGCUAAGCAAGUGAUCAAUCUCCUUCCCGGCGGGUUAGGCGUGGUUGGAAUGUUCUGUGUGUGCUCUAAAGAAGUGCUCCCCUCCAUCCAGCCCAGAGUGGCUGGGAUCCUUCCUCAACUGACCCCCCACCCCCACACCAUAUUCCUCCAUGUCUGCUCUCUCAGUGGCAGAACAAAAGGACUAGUGCUCCAUGAGCAACGGGGUGGUUUUCAUCCAGCUGAGGUGAAGUUCCAGUCCAAUCCAGUGCAGCUCGUUCAAGUGGAGUCAUCCAUCAGACUGUCCAGUGACUGCUACACUCACCUCUAUGGCAACACACCUCAGGGGUUGUUAAAGGGCAUACAGGCUACUGUGGUAGACACUGUUGAGGAGGUGUUCUCACGGCCAUUGCUCAAAGUGAGUGGUCGUUUUGUUGACGAGGGAGACCCCAUACUGCCCAAGACCAGGAAGAAUGAACUGUCUGUUCCAGACGGAGGAAUCAAAUUGGACAUCUUAACAAGACACCCCCUGCAUUCCGAGGAAGGUGUUAAUCUACUGACUAGGGCAAGGAGGGUAGGACUGACUGGGUGCCAGUCUCUCACUGCUUAUCUACACUCCAGGGCCACUUACAGCGAUGCACUACAGGCCAUCAAAGAAGAUGCUUGUCGAAGUUUAACAUCUCAACUAGUAGCUCUCACAGAAGCAGACACUGUUCAUGACACUUCAACUGGUCUCUCCCUGUCCCUCCCGUGUCGGGUCUCUGUGACUGUCCCCAGUGCUGCCUGGUCAUUCUCGGAGUACUCUCUACCAGGAGAGGACGUUAAGGAGUGUGAAGGUCGAGUGUGUGAUUUGCUUGGAGUAGCGUCUGCAACAGCUCUUCUCUCAUCACUCUGCCUCGAGUCAUCCUCUUCAUCCGCUUGCCCUCAAGACACACCCACUGACCCUCAGCUGGAUUCUGUGAAACCUAACCAACUUGAGAGUAGAUCUAUUAGUAGUCAACUGUGGAUGUUUAUAGCAGCAGUAAUGGUUCUUAUAUUUGCGAUAGCAACAUGGGCCGUUGUGUACUCAUGAUUCAUAUUCACCUUUCAUUGUUGCAAUUUGUUGGUUUCAAUAUAGAUCUGCAGUAAAUUAUUUACUACCUCAUAAUUAUAUACUGUUACCACACACCUUAAUUAAAAUUGCUGAGUCAUGAAUGACUCAGCAGUCUCAUGAUUUCAAGAUGAAAGUGGCACUGGUGUUUGGCCUUAUGGGGCUCUGUCUGCUUUUGAUAUCACCAUCUGGAGAGGCUAUAGAUCUCAUUAAAACAGCGGAAAAGCUUGGAAAAGUACUGAGCACCGUUGACCAAUUGAAAGAACAGCUCUAUACGUUGACUGGAGGCAGUGGGACAAUAACUAUUCAGGGAAGAACCCUACACUACAAGGUGAAAGGCGGGUUCUAUAAGUGGGAGUAUCAGUACAAGGGUGAAGCAUGGGAUGAAGAAGCAGCGAUAUCUGUAAAGACUAAAGGAUGGAAAAGUAAAGAUGGUGCUCGGGAGCAUGCACUAGAAGACCUUGUUGCAGAACUGAAGAAGCUUGGACUUCUGACUGGCUGAUGGACUUUCAUUCGAUAUCAGUACACUUUAAUACACCUCUAUUUACUUGGACAUGUCCGACUGUGUAUUCAUUAUGAAUGUGCACAUGUAUCUUGUCUUGAGAUCAGCUGAUUUUGUUUUGACUUUAUUCCCAAUAUAAAGAUUGUAGAUUUAGACUUUGUUUGACUGGAUUCUAUAUGAACAUUUGCUCAGCUCUUG
This is a messenger RNA of Halichondria panicea, 2008 nucleotides long. Its product is annotated as protein odr-4 homolog. Gene Ontology annotation, biological process: intracellular protein localization. Gene Ontology annotation, cellular component: endomembrane system. The coding region runs from base 19 to 1290 and encodes 423 amino acids. Lineage: Eukaryota; Metazoa; Porifera; Demospongiae; Suberitida; Halichondriidae. The transcript has 12 exons. The record is from RefSeq and is a predicted model, not a curated record.